Molecule: messenger RNA, 421 nt
Organism: Pterocles gutturalis (yellow-throated sandgrouse)
Lineage: Eukaryota; Metazoa; Chordata; Aves; Pterocliformes; Pteroclidae
Gene: SHISA5
Product: shisa family member 5
Exons: 3
Biological process (GO): positive regulation of canonical NF-kappaB signal transduction
Cellular component (GO): endoplasmic reticulum
Source: RefSeq, a predicted model, not a curated record
UUUUGGAACCUUUGUUGCGAUUGGAGUUACUGUUUUUGCGGUGAUUGUAGUUACUAUUAUUCUGUGCCUCACCUGUUCGUGUUGCUGUUUGUAUAAAGCAUGUCGAAGACCACGGCCUGUUGUGACCACUACUGCCACUACGUCCACUACAGUGGUUCAUGCUCCCUAUCCCCAACAGCAGGGAGUGCCACCCAACUACCCAGUAGCCCCAUAUCAAGGAUAUCAGCCGGUGGCUAUCCAGCCACAACCGGGAAUGCCGGUAGCACCGUACCCUGCACAGUACCCUCCCCCUUACCCCAUGCAGCCGUCAGGACCCCCAGCCUAUCAUGAAACAGUGGCAGCUGGUGGUGGAGCACCUUACCCAGUCACCCAGCCCCCUUACAACCCUGCUUACAUGGAUCCUCAGAAGCCCAUCUAUUGA